This is a messenger RNA of Camellia sinensis, 1287 nucleotides long. The record is from RefSeq and is a predicted model, not a curated record. NCBI's taxonomy places the organism in Eukaryota, Viridiplantae, Streptophyta, Magnoliopsida, Ericales, Theaceae.
AUGCAUCUCUCUCCUCCGAAUAUCUCCUUCGUCCUACCCUCCAAUUCCGACUCUCUAUCUGAUUCGGAUCCAAACUGCUUUGACGGCGCCCAAGAGGACCAGAUGAUUUUCGUCACGGACUUGUUCGCAUCUCGCGAAGAAAAAGAAUUUGCUGUGGACGACGUUCAUGAUUUGACCCGCGACGUCAAUUAUAGGGUUUUGGACGUUUGGAGUUACGGGGAGGAGCUAGGUUUAGGGUUAGGGUUUGGGUCCCGUGUCGAGUCUGAAUUGGGUGAACCAUCAUCGUCCAUUCGUGCCGCUACGGACGGUCUUCGAGUAGUUGGAAACCAAUCGAAUUCAGAUUCGGAUUCUGAGGAGGUCGUUCAGGAUGUCAAUUCUGAAGAUCCUAUUUGGGAUUCGGAUAUUCCCCUUUUCUCUGAUUGUCUUGUGUUUGAUGAACAAAGGUCUGGCAAUGAAGAAUUGGAGUGGGAAGAAGUGGACCAAAGGGUUUAUGAAGGGGAGGGUUUGAGCUCUAUUAUUGAUCGAAUCGAAGAACUAUCAGUGUCUUCCGUAGUUUCAAGCAACGAAGAAACGUAUGAAAGUGGGGAAGAGUCUGUUUGGAAUUUCGAAUGGGAAGUUCUUUUGGCUGUGAAUAAUUGGGAGAGAGCCCCUCAAUUCGAACACGAAGGUGAUAGCGAUGGUGUUUCGUAUCUAGCUUUUCAGGAUGAUUAUACAUAUGCAGCUGAAUACGAUACGCUAUUCGGGCAUUUUGUGCAGAAUGAGAGUGCUUUGAAGGGUAGUCCUCCAGCUUCCAAAUAUAUUGUGGAAAAUCUUCUUACUUUGGUGAUGACAAAGGAAAUGUUGCAAGAAAACAUGGUUUGCGCGGUUUGUAAGGACGACAUUUUGGUGGAGGAGAAAGUGACAAGGCUUCCUUGCUGCCACCAUUACCACGGGGACUGCAUUGCCCCGUGGUUGAGUAUUCGUAAUACAUGCCCUGUUUGUCGGUAUGAAUUGCCUACUGAUGAUCUGGACUAUGAACAGAGAAAGACCCAAACGGGUGGCCUUGGAUUGUCACAAGAUUUUUAGGUCAGAUACAAUUUUGAACUAUUACCGUGAUUCUAUAUUUGUUCUAUGUACAUAAUUUUUCAAGGGGAUUUCAUCUCUUUUCAGUGACGAUGAAAUUUUUGUGGGUUGUAUAUUGUAUCGGCAAUAUUAUAGAUAUAUUAGGCCUAUAAAUUGAGGUUGUAUAGGUGCAUAUGCUCCAAAAACUGAAUAUAUCAUUGAAUGAGAUUGAUUUUUUUAUUAUUA